Molecule: messenger RNA, 318 nt
Organism: Aspergillus chevalieri
Lineage: Eukaryota; Fungi; Ascomycota; Eurotiomycetes; Eurotiales; Aspergillaceae
Exons: 2
Coding region: 1-318 (105 amino acids)
Source: RefSeq, a predicted model, not a curated record
AUGCAAUACAUCGAAAAUAGUAUGCUCGUGUGUUGGUCAGAACAAUCGGCAGUCGGGAAUCUUGACGAGCGGGAUCGGGAAAUACCGCUUGUUGCUGCACAAAAUCGCGGACAGCAAAGUGCUGGAGGUCCAAUAUUAUCCCAGAGAACGUUAAGACAAAAUCCGAAUUCUCGCGGGGACAAUAUCCGUCUCAAUGAGUCUCUCAAUGCGAGCUGCAUCGGAGUGGACCGCGGUGAUUACUGUGCAUAUGUAGAUAUGUCCGCUGUUUCGCAUCUCUACCAACAGCUAUUUGUACAAGUAGGAAUGCUUUUGUGCUGA